CUCGUAAUACGUACUUGUUAGUAACUGUUCGACACGUUCGAAUAAUGUUCGCCUAAAUUGUUUGAAGCAUUAAUUACUCGUUAUUCACCAUGCAGGAUUUAUUUUUAUUUCUUGUCGUGGUCGUGCUGGUGACGACGACCGUUUUAACCAAUGAAGGCAUACCGCUCGACGCAUGCAGAAGAAAAAAUAAUAGCACCUACACUCAUCAUCUUCCGCACGAAUGGGACUGUCACAAAUUUUACAAGUGUCUCGGUGGAAGAGGAUUCGUGAAAGAAUGUCCAAAUACACCAAAAGGUCAUUUGGUCUUCAAUCCGGAAGAACAAGUUUGCGAUUGGGAAGAUAACGUACCGCAUGUCAUUUGUUCUGGUGAAACACGACCACCACAACCAACACCACCAACACAACCACCUGUAUAUCCACCAACACAACCACCUGUAUAUCCACCAACACAACCACCUGUAUAUCCACCAACACAACCACCUGUAUAUCCACCAGGACCAUCACCAGGCUGCCCAGCCCAAGGUAUAAGGAAACUGCGUCACGAAACCGAUUGCAACCACUAUUACAUGUGCUACUAUGGAGAAAAAGAACUCUGUAGAUGUUAUGAUAGGCACAAGUUCAAUGAUGUACUUGGUGCCUGCGAUCAAGAAGAGAAUGUACCGUGGUGUUAUACGACCAGAGAAGUGCAAGAAGGUGAGAGACCUAAAUAUCCUCGUUUGUGCCCCCCUCAAAACAUAUUUGAUUACGAAACAAGUACUAGUACUGAAGUAACUAGUAUUGAAGUAACUAGUACUCAAGUAACUAAUACUGAAGUAACUAGUACUGAACAAGAUGUUAGUUCAUAAAAUCAUUUCAUGUUCUUAACGAAAAUAUUUGUAAUGAAUAAAAACAUAUCGUGUCUUUCGUCAAAUCAUUUUCAUAGUAAAUAUACGUGGUAUGUUCAAAGAAGAAAUCUAACUUCUAUAUAAGAAGAUUAAUUUAAGUGUAUCUCACGAACUGUUAUAUGUAUAUAUAUACGAUCGAUCUAUAUAAUAAAUAAAUGUAUGUGUAUGUGU
Osmia lignaria (orchard mason bee) is the source of this 1055-nucleotide messenger RNA. RefSeq lists its product as uncharacterized. The record is from RefSeq and is a predicted model, not a curated record. NCBI's taxonomy places the organism in Eukaryota, Metazoa, Arthropoda, Insecta, Hymenoptera, Megachilidae. Gene Ontology annotation, cellular component: extracellular region. Gene Ontology annotation, molecular function: chitin binding.